This is a messenger RNA of Phycomyces blakesleeanus NRRL 1555(-), 1197 nucleotides long. RefSeq lists its product as hypothetical. The coding region runs from base 1 to 1197 and encodes 398 amino acids. Gene Ontology annotation, biological process: cytoskeleton-dependent cytokinesis. Gene Ontology annotation, molecular function: molecular adaptor activity; GTPase activity; GTP binding. Lineage: Eukaryota; Fungi; Mucoromycota; Mucoromycetes; Mucorales; Phycomycetaceae. The transcript is spliced from 6 exons. The record is from RefSeq and is a predicted model, not a curated record. Gene Ontology annotation, cellular component: cell division site; septin ring; microtubule cytoskeleton.
AUGACCAGUACUUCCUCGCCUUAUGAAGUCGUAUCUGCGGCACCUUCUCCCAUAACAUCUGCAGGAACCGGUAUUGCCAAUUUGCCCAAUCAACGCCAUAAAAUUGUGGCCAAGAACGGCGCAAACUUCACUGUCAUGGUCUGUGGUGAGUCUGGCGUUGGCAAGACAACUUUUGUCAAUACGCUUUUUACAUCCACAAUCAAGGAACCCAAGAAUGUCACCCGAAGACGGUUUAGCAAGACUCCUCCCAAGACUGUCCAAAUCCAAAUCACAAAAGCAGAAAUUGAAGAGAAAAUGUUCAAGGUCAAAUUGACUAUUAUCGACACACCGGGAUUUGGAGACUAUGUGAACAAUCGCCACGGCUGGAUCCCGAUUGUCGACUUUUUGGACGACCAACACGAGAAGUACAUGCGACAAGAACAACAGCCGUGCCGUAAAGGGGCCAUUGAUAUGCGCGUACAUGUCUGUCUCUACUUUAUCAAACCAACCGGGCACACAUUAUUGCCCUUGGACGUUGAAUGUAUGAAGAAACUGGGAUCGCGUGUGAAUUUGAUUCCGGUUAUUGCAAAGGCAGAUACCUUGACACCUUCUGAUCUUGCAAAAUUUAAACAAAAUAUUCGAGAUGUGAUUUAUGCACAGAAUAUUAAAGUAUACUCUUGUCCUAUUGAGAGUGAUGAUGAAUCCACUACACAACGCAAUGCCAAUAUUAUGGCCGCACUUCCAUUUGCUGUCAUUGGAUCCACUCAGGAUAUCCUUACACCUGACGGCCGCAAGGUCAAGGGCCGUGAAUACUCUUGGGGUGUAGCUGAGGUGGAGAAUGACGAGCAUUGUGAUUUUAGAAAGCUUCGUAGUCUCUUGAUCCGUACCCACAUGCUGGACCUGAUCACCACAACAGAGGAAACCCACUAUGAAAACUACCGUCAGUCUCAGAUGGAGACCAGAAAUUUUGGUGACUCUCGCUCUCAACCUAAUGAGAAUGCCAAAUUCAAGGAAGAAGAAGACGCUCUUCGUAAGCGAUUUACUGAACAAGUAAAGGGAGAAGAAUCACGAUUCCGUGCAUGGGAGCAGCAGCUAUUAAGUGAGAGAGAUCGCCUACACAAGGAACUCGAGGCACAAAGUGAGCGUGUCAAGGAAAUGCAGGCAGAUAUCGAUGCAUUUUAUUACCAGCGUGAUUCUCCCAAGGUUAUCCGGAAGUAA